Molecule: messenger RNA, 567 nt
Organism: Caenorhabditis remanei
Lineage: Eukaryota; Metazoa; Nematoda; Chromadorea; Rhabditida; Rhabditidae
Exons: 5
Coding region: 1-567 (188 amino acids)
Source: RefSeq, a predicted model, not a curated record
AUGUACCGCUCCGAAAUUUCCAAGCCUCAGCUAGAGAAUCCUAAUUUAGUGGACAGAAUAAUUGUUAUCAUUCUGCCAAACUACUUUUAUGAGUAUGAAGGAGUCUUAAAACAUCUCAGAAAGGAAAACUUUGGUAUCAUAGAAAAACACGUGAAGCACUUCAAAGCUGACGACGUAAUGGAAUGGAAAAGUGCAGAUCUAGAGUCUCAAGAUAUUUGGGAACUUUCGGAUAGAUUGAGCGAUGGCCCAUGUAUGCUUCUCUUGUGCCAACGAGCCAAUGCUUUUAUAGAAAUGAGAGAAGUCGCCAGAUAUCACAACGUUAUCGCACACAGAAUGAGUUCAAAUGACGGAAUCUACUUUUCCAAGACUACCAUCGCCGCUUAUCAUGACACUCUUUUCUUCUUCCCAAAAUAUAUUGAUGAAAAGGCGAUUCUCAAACAUGCGAAAGAUUAUCUAUCGGUUGAAGUCUGGCCUAAGCUGAGCCAAGGAUUAGCUCGUCUUGCCGUUGAACGACCAGAUAAUCCGAUUAAAUGGCUGGCCGAGCAUCUGCAACAAAUGCGUUCAUGA